Messenger RNA from Diaporthe citri, 1050 nucleotides. RefSeq lists its product as uncharacterized. The transcript is spliced from 2 exons. Lineage: Eukaryota; Fungi; Ascomycota; Sordariomycetes; Diaporthales; Diaporthaceae. The record is from RefSeq and is a predicted model, not a curated record. The coding region runs from base 1 to 1050 and encodes 349 amino acids.
AUGAGAGGUCUUGCCCUGAUCGCUCUCGUCGGAGUCGGCACGUACCUCGCAUGGAAGCACUGCGUCAAGAACAAGAGGGCGUCAUUUGAGCAGGGACAGUGGGAGGACGAUGGAGAGUACGCUGGGCAGCGCGAGAAGGACUUCAACGCCAUGCGGGACGGAAGGGCGUCGACACAAGCCCGCAACUCGAUCGCCUCGACCGUCCUUACCCGCGCCUCCAACAUAAUCCAGAUCGCCUACAUCCCCGGCGUCACGAAUCGGGCAACGCCAACGUCGCCGACGCUGCUGGUGCCACCAGUGCCCCCGAUUCCCAUUGCCGUCUCCUCCCAGGCCGGCACGCCAAACUCCACCGAGGACCAACACUUCUUCGUUCCCGGUGACCUGCGCGACUCGAUGGCCUCUGGCAUGACCGGCUACACAGACCGCACCUCCUUCGCCCGCACAUCUUACGCACCCCGCUCGAGCGUCGCCUCCACCAUCUACGGCAAGGCCGGUGUGGUCGUCACCCCAGCGCAGACGGGCAUGCGUGCCAAGGCUGCCAUGGUGAGCGUCAAGUCGACCGGCAGCGGCUCCUCCGACGGCGGAUCGGUGCCACCCGUGCCCGCCGUAGAUAAGAGCAGGUUUCAGGGCCCCGAGCCCGCCAGCCCGUCAGGCAGCACCUUUAGCAUCGGUUCAACGUUCAUGAACAACGCCAAGAGCGCUACCGCCGUGCGUGCCCAGGUUGUCCGCGUCGGCAGCAACCUGAAGCAGUCGUCCACGCCUGCCAGCGUCAACACCGCCUCGGCGGCAGGCGCAGACAGCACCGACGACGAGCGAGACGACGCCGUCACCGCACGCUCCGGAUUGUCAACACCUAGCACGCUCCCGCCACCGCGGGACGAGCAGCAGAGCCCAUUCCGCGACCCGAGCCCGGCGCCGCCGGCAGCGGCUGAUGGUGGGCGCCCACGCGGUUCUGGUCUGAGCACCGUCGCUGAGUCAAGGGCGUCGCAAGGCCCUCCCCGAGGCGUCAGCCCCUUUAGUGACGCCCACGCCACACAAGAGAGCAGGUGA